AUGUUAUUGAACACUGAGAGUAUUCCUUUCUACGCGCCUCGGGAUAUCCUCCCUUCCAGAUUGCCCUCGCAAGAUGAGAUUGCAAGAGCUUCAGAAGUCUUCAGCAAGCGGGUAGGAUGUGCGGUGGUCGGAGUCGGUCGUCACUACGUGGUGAAGUACGGCUGCCAGGUCGACCUCAACGAGGGCGAGACGAUGCUCCACGUCGCAAGGUUCACCACCGUCCGAGUCCCGCAGGUUUUCGCCCUCUUCCGUGACGAGGAGCACGAGAAGAACUACAUCAUCAUGGAGAGAAUAUGCGGGGAGACACUGGAGCGACUCUGGCCGAGUUUGAGUCAAGUGGAGAAAGAAGAGAUCUCUGCCCAUCUCAAGGCCAGCGUGGACGAGCUGCGACGCCUUCCUUCUCCGGGAGCGUUCUGCGCGCUGGAGCGCCGUCCACUCCCCGACGUACUGUUCCGAGAAUCGCAGGUCUUUGGCGACGAUCCUGGUAGUACAUUCGACUCAGAGGAGCAACUCAAUAGCUCGCUGUUGAAAGGGUAUGCGUCCUCGAUGCCUUCAUUGAGGGGUAAAGCCGAAUUCUAUCGCCGAUCAUGGCCCCUGGUGUUCCAUGGACAUUCACCAGUCUUUACACACGGAGAUAUCCGGAAGCAGAACAUCAUGGUAUCAAAAAACGAUCGAGAGUGGCGAGUACUGAUCCUGGACUGGAAGUGUGCAGGAUGGUAUCCCACCUACUGGGAGUACACACGGGCUCUUUUCGCGUGUGGACGGUUUGACGAUGACUGGGAUCUCUGGCUGCACGAAGUCCUGGAGCCCUUUCCUGAUGAAUACUCUUGGGUGUAUACAUUUAUGCUUGAGUUGUGGUCAUAG
Messenger RNA from Aureobasidium melanogenum CBS 110374, 864 nucleotides. RefSeq names its product kinase-like protein. The transcript has a single exon. The record is from RefSeq and is a predicted model, not a curated record. NCBI's taxonomy places the organism in Eukaryota, Fungi, Ascomycota, Dothideomycetes, Dothideales, Saccotheciaceae. Bases 1 to 864 code for a protein of 287 amino acids.